AUUACCGACUAAAGGGUCACUCGGUAUCAGUUACGUGAAACAUUUGCAGUUACCAUUCACGAUUACAGUUUACAACUUAAGAAAUAUAGGUUACGAUACAUAAAAUUCUGCACAUUAAAAACAAACUAUGUUCAAAUUAACCUCAAUUUGUUCCUACAACUGUAACAACUAGGCUCCAUAAAUAAAAGUGAAGUAAAAGUUCAUUCUUGAUCAUCGUCGGCGCGCUUCAAUGGAUCGGAAGGAAAUGAAUGUCGGAAAAUAAAUUGACACACAUGCUGUUAUCAAAUCGUUCUAAUGCCCUCCUCCCGUCGAGUUAAGGGCCACGAUAAUGUACCGCGGCCACCCGAAACGGGUCUAGUGCGUGUGGUGCGUUUGAUAGCGAUUCAAUUAUGACACCUCGAAGGCUGUUUUAUGUAGCAUAACUCAUCGCCGUAUGCAAAUCACUGCUACGUAGAACUUGGACCUGAUUGUCGCACGGGCGUUAUUAACCCAGCACUCACCGUUGCGAAGGCUCAGUUUCGUGGUGAAUCCUAAAGCGAGCAGUCAUGACCCGUUGUUGGAUAGUUUCUGUAGUGGUGGUAGUGCUAGGCGUUGUUAGCACGGCAAGAUCGGCCCCAUCGGAAGACGGGAGGAUUAUCAACGGAAAAGAUGCGGAACUGGGACAGUUUCCGUACCAAGCCUUGUUAAAAAUCGAGACGCCUCGAGGUCGAGCAUUGUGCGGUGGUAGCGUUGUGAACGAGGAGUGGAUCCUUACGGCAGGACAUUGUGUGCAGGACGCGUCCUCAUUCGAAGUUACGAUGGGAGCGAUAUUCCUGAGGAGUACGGAAGAUGAUGGACGAGUGGUGAUGAACGCUACGGAGUAUAUCCAGCAUGAGGACUACAAUGGACAAAGUGCUUCGAACGAUAUCGCCGUCAUUAAGUUGCCGUCAAAAGUUCAGUUCAGCAACCGAAUCCAAGCGGUUCAGCUUCCGACGGGACACGAUGACUACAACCGUCGGAUGGCCACGGUCAGCGGAUGGGGUAAAACCAGCGACAUGGGAGGAGUGGCCAAGCGUUUGCAGUAUGCCACGCUUCAAGUGAUCCGCAACAGUGAAUGCAGACUGGUAUAUCCGGGUUCGAUCGAGACGACCACUCUGUGCACACGAGGUGACCAACAGUCCACUUGUAACGGAGAUUCCGGCGGUCCGCUGGUUCUCGAAGAUGACAAAACACUGAUUGGAGUGGUCAGUUUUGGUCAUGUGAUUGGUUGCGAGAAGAAACUGCCAGUUGCGUUCGCACGUGUUACCGAGUUUGCCGAUUGGAUACGGGAGAAAACGGGAAUGCCUGCAGCGGAAGGGGGCAAUGGUGAGGGACAGUCCAGAUGACUAGAAAAGGUGUUGGAAAAGUCAUCGAAAAUGUUUCAUAUGUAGACGAGGACAGUCGUUCAAUGUUGAUCAAUAAUUUUGCAGAUUCAAUUCAGUUGUUUUGGACAGUUUCGUAGAAAAGUAAUUGAAAGCCGAAAAACAACUUAAAAAAUUAAAAUUAAAAUCAGUUAAAACUACUUGUGCAAAUAUGUUUAUAAGUAACAUGUAAAAAAAAUCUAACACCAGAAAAACAGUUUACUUUUGUAGCGAUGUCAAACACCGAAAUAACAACCUAAAAAAGACUCUAUAGAGAAGAAAACUUUCAAGUGAGUUAUUAUAAUUUUGAAUCAUAAACACUGAACACGGUGAGAGGCAAAACACUUUGACAAUCACAAAUGGUGUUUAUUUUCUAAUAGUGUUUCAAUUAGGUAUAUUCCAUUUUACAUAUUUGCACCAGGUGAAGGACACUUUCUCAUAUUUUCCCAAAUUGAAUACUUAGCUCGUACUUAUUAGUAGUAUUUUUAUCCGUUUUAUAGGCUUUUUAGCGAAUUUCUCUUUAGAAGUAUAUAAUAUAUCAUUUUCAUCAUCUCA
This is a messenger RNA of Aedes albopictus (Asian tiger mosquito), 1934 nucleotides long. RefSeq names its product collagenase. Gene Ontology annotation, molecular function: serine-type endopeptidase activity. The coding region runs from base 546 to 1364 and encodes 272 amino acids. NCBI's taxonomy places the organism in Eukaryota, Metazoa, Arthropoda, Insecta, Diptera, Culicidae. The transcript is spliced from 2 exons. The record is from RefSeq and is a predicted model, not a curated record. Gene Ontology annotation, biological process: proteolysis.